Messenger RNA from Ceraceosorus guamensis, 455 nucleotides. RefSeq lists its product as hypothetical. The coding region runs from base 37 to 300 and encodes 87 amino acids. The record is from RefSeq and is a predicted model, not a curated record. NCBI's taxonomy places the organism in Eukaryota, Fungi, Basidiomycota, Exobasidiomycetes, Ceraceosorales, Ceraceosoraceae. The transcript has a single exon.
CCUCCGAAUGCGAUUCGCGCUGUGCUUUGUAUAGGCAUGCUCUCGGCGUGCAUCAGAGCUUGCUUCCGAUCGCGAUCAUGCCACUCCAUGACGCAUCUUGAUCAAUUGCCCUCUGCUCGAUGUCUCAACCUGCUAUCAGCGACUCGAACAAUCGUGAUUCGUGUGUUUGCAUUCAUGUGCAUAUCCGCCGCGACGUGUUUUGACGUUAGCAUGGGAACUUGUUCUUCAAGCACACCGUCAAGCAAGCAAGACGCCAAGCUCAUCUCAAAGCCAUGCAGUGACUCUCAAAUCACUUGCUGAUCCUUCAUCAGCACCUCUUGCUCAAUGAGCCAGACAGGAUAGGCAGGCGACGAAAGAGGAUAGAAGGAUUUUUUUUAUUUUUUUUUUUCGAACUUGGGCAUUCCAAUCAGUGACUUAUCGUCGCGAGCAAAGGAGUACGGAAAAGCAAUUUGCAA